This is a messenger RNA of Trichosurus vulpecula (common brushtail), 2604 nucleotides long. RefSeq names its product zinc finger protein 2 homolog. Gene Ontology annotation, biological process: regulation of DNA-templated transcription. The record is from RefSeq and is a predicted model, not a curated record. Lineage: Eukaryota; Metazoa; Chordata; Mammalia; Diprotodontia; Phalangeridae. The transcript is spliced from 7 exons. The coding region runs from base 250 to 2604 and encodes 784 amino acids.
CCUGGAGGACCCGGCUGUUCGUUCGGCAAUUUGUCCUUAGAGCUGAGCUAAGAUCUCUCAGCCAUCCCUCGGAAACAAGAUCUCUCUGCCUUCUGGAAGUCAGCGCUGCCUGUGCAGGUCCCAGGCCAGCCUCCUGCCCAGGAAGAGAAGGGAAAGACAUCUCUGCCCCUCUGGAAUCCUUGUCCUUCCUCAGUCCAGUCUGCAGAGGAGAAAGGCCUGGCCCAAGCAGGGAGCCCAGAUCCAAAAGGAAUGGCCCCUGAGACUCAGAGACCCCCACCCCAGGAGUUGGUGACAUUCCAGGAUGUGGCUGUAGACUUCACCCAGGAGGAGUGGGGCCUCUUGGACCAUUCUCAGAAAGAGCUGUACAAGAAGGUCAUGCUGGAGAAUGUCCAGAACCUGCUGUCCCUGGGGCUUCCAGUUUCUAGAGAAGAUCUGAUCUCCCCUUUGCACCAAGGGGAAGCACCAGGGAUACUAGAGCAAAAAGACCCAAGGAAGUCCUGGCCAGAUGCAGAAACCAAGUUUGAAAUGAAUGAGACAACUACAGAGCUGAGAAUUUUUAUGGAAGAAUCUGGUCAGCAAAGAUUCAUGAGUGAUGGGCCAUGUGACUUCAAUUUGAGAGAAAUCCACAACUCUAAUAUGAAAAUGGAUAAAAUUUCGAAGAGUCACUGUGAAGUUGAUGAAAUUGGAAAGAGAGUCAGACAGUCUUCAGUCCUAAAUAACUGUAAGGAAAUGACCUCAGGGAAUGACUGUCUUCAGGAUAGUGAAUAUAGCAGAUGCUUUCCUGAACAAGUAGAGUUUUUUCAGCCCCAGGAGAAGCCUCCUGAAAUGCAAAUAUAUCAAGGUAAUCAACAGGAAAUGGCCAUUAGCUGGAGUUCAGAGCUCAUUAGAGAUCAUGAAAAUACUGGCGAAAUGCUUUAUGUAAGUAAUAAAGGUAGAACGGUCUUUAAGCAAAACUCUAACCUUAUGACUCAUCAGAAACUUCACAUUAUAAAGGAGCCUGAUGAAUAUAAUGAAUGUGAAAUAACCUUAUCCCAUCACUCAUCUCUUCCUUACCAUCCUAGAUUUCAUACUGGAAUGAAAACAUAUGCUUGUAAUCAGUGUGGGAAGGCCUUUGAUUGGAACUCAGAUCUUAUUAAACAUCAGAAGAUUCAUAUUGGAGAGAAGUUUUAUAAAUGUAAUGAAUGUGGAAAGGGUUUCUGCUACAAAUCAGUCCUUAUUGGCCAUCAGAGAAUCCACACUGGAGAGAAAUCUUAUGAAUGUAAUCCAUGUGGAAUGACUUCAGAUACUGUUUUACAUCAGAGAAUCCACACUGGGAAGAAAACCUAUAAUUAUAAUCAAUAUGAAAAGCCUUUCACACAGAGUUCCAAUAUUGCUGUAAAUCAGAGAAUCCAUGCUGGAGAGAAACCUUAUGAAUGUAAUCAAUGUGGAAAGACUUUCCGAAAAAAGUGCCAUCUUGCUGCCCAUCAGCGAAUCCACACUGGAGAGAAACCUUUUGGAUGUAAUCAAUGUGGAAAGACUUUCAAGCAGAGCUCCAAUCUUACUGUACAUCAGAGAAUUCACACUGGAGAGAAACCUUUUGAAUGUAAUAAAUGUGGAAACACUUUCCGAACAAACUCCCAUCUUGCUGCUCACCAGAGAAUCCACACUGGAGAGAAACCUUAUGAAUGUAAUCAAUGUGAAAAGGCUUUCAGAAAAAGCUCCAGUCUUGCUGCACAUCAGAGAAUCCACACUGGAGAGAAACCUUUUGAAUGUAAUCAGUGUGGAAAGGCUUUUACACAGAGGGCCAAUUUUGCUACACAUCAGAGAAUCCACUCUGGAGAGAAACCUUAUGAAUGUAACCAGUGUGGAAAGGCUUUCACAGUAAGGGGCAAUCUUGCUGCACAUCAGAAAAUCCACACUGGAGAGAAACCUUUUGAAUGUAAUCAAUGUGGAAAGGCUUUCAAAUACAGCCCUAGUCUUGCUAGACAUCAACGAAUUCACACUGGAGAGAAACCUUUUGAAUGUAAUCAAUGUGGAAAGACUUUCAGAUACAGCUCCAGUCUUGGUAAGCAUCAGAAAAUCCACACUGGAGAGAAACUUUAUGAAUGUGAUCAGUGUGGAAAAGUUUUCACAAAGAGCUCCAGUCUUGCCAGACACCAGAGAAGCCACACUGGAGAGAAACAUUAUGAAUAUAACCAAUGUGGAAAGGUUUUCAUACAGAAAGCCAAUUUUGCUAAACCUGAGAGAAUCCACACUGGAGAGAAACCUCAUGAAUGUAAUCAAUGUGGAAAGGCUUUCACAGGAAACUCCCAUCUUGCUGUACAUCAGAAUAUCCAUACUGGGGGGAAACAUUAUGAAUGUAAUCAAUGUGGAAAGACUUUCCAAAAGGACUCCCAACUUGCUGCCCAUCAGAGAAUCCACACUGGAGAAAAAUCUUAUGAAUUGUUGAAAGAAUUUCACAGUGAAUGGCAGUCUUGUGGCAAUCAGAGAAUCCACACUGCAGAGAAACCUUUUGAAUGUAAGCAAAGUGGAAAGACUUUCACCCAGAGCUCUAGUCUUGCUCUAGUUUCCAGUCAGAGAAUCCACACUGGAGAGAAGGCUUAUGAGUGUCACACAUAUACAUGA